Knipowitschia caucasica is the source of this 447-nucleotide messenger RNA. The record is from the annotation of a GenBank genome assembly. NCBI's taxonomy places the organism in Eukaryota, Metazoa, Chordata, Actinopteri, Gobiiformes, Gobiidae.
AUGAGGCAAAUGUUAAGCUUUGUUCUUCUUUUCACAUAUCUAACAAUAUUUUCAGAGAACAGCGGCAUCUACCACUGCGCAGCAACAUCUGCACAAGAUACAGGCACACAGUAUGUCGCAGGAGGCACUACACUGGUUGUACAAGAGCCUGUAAAAAUAAUGGUGCGGCACAUUCUUCUUUGGCUUUUUUGUGUAUUGUUGGCCAUUUAUAAUUUGGCUUUGGUCUCACUUAUCGUCAUAAAAAAGGGACUGUGCCUUCAGAUCUGCAGAAAAAACACUUCAGCUGAGAGGACAUUGACAAAGCGGGUUCAGUUUCAUGAUGUAUUGCAAGAACUAUACAAGAGAAGAGGUUUGAAAACCAACACACAGGCUGCAACAGGGUUUCAUAAUAAGAUGGCAGAUACCUCGUCUAAUAGUUUACAUAAUGAUAUUUAUCAGAAUAUGUAA